AAAAAAUGCAAAUUUGUAACUGAGUAAUACCGUACUUGUUGAUGUUUACAAUACUUUCGGGUGUUCCGGUUUCUGUUUGACAACAUGCAUUUUCUUUUUUAAUAUGACGAUAUAGGAAGACAAUGGAUUGGAUAUUUGUACUUGGCGUUGUUAUCUCAGUUGUCCUAUGUUUGCUUACAUUCAUCUCAAUAUAUAUAAUACAUGGAAGAAGAAAAUACAGUCAUAUCCCUGGACCUCCAAUAGAUAACUUUUUGCUUGGAAAUGCACCUUUAUUCAAUAAAUAUAUGAAGGAAGGAAAGUUCUUUAGUGCAAUGACAUUGGAUCUGUGUAAAACGUAUGGACCUAUAUUCAAAAUGAGCUUCAUGCAUGGUACAUUUGUUUUCACUUCUGAUCCACAGGCUGUCAGGGAAUUACAGAUCACAGGAAAUCAUCCAAAAUCCUACAUUACAUUGGAAGGAAUAAUAUAUUUAUUUAGAGAAAGAUUUUUCGGAAAGAGUCUUGUGUCCGAAAUUGACCAAAAAGUUUGGGUAUGGAGGAGGCAGUUGAUGAACCCUUGUUUUCAAAAAAGUUAUCUGAGAGGACUUGAAUCUGCAUUAAAUACAGAAAUAGACUUAUUGAUAACUAGACUUGCUGGACUAGCAGACAACAAAACAAAAGUGUCCAUGCUGGAUGAAUUUAAUCAUCUGACUCUUGACAUUAUAGGAAAAAUUGCUUUUGGGAUGGAAAUGAACAAUGUUGUCAAUAGGACAGAAAAAUCAGAAUUUACCAAAGCCAUACAGCUGUGUUUUAGAGGAAUAUCUGAAAACAUUAAGGACCCUUUCUUUUCGUUUAAAAUUUCCAACUGGAGUUUUAUAAAAGAUGUGAGGAAAGCUUUGAGAUUCUUGCGAGUAUUUGCUAAGCAGUGCUUCGAAGAGAGAAAGGCAGCUAUAGAAAGGGGAGAUUACACACCAGAUGACAUAUUAAAUCACAUAGUGAAAAUGAAAUUAGAGAAUCCAGAGUUAGAAGAUGAAGUUAUAGUGGAUGAUAUAAUUGUAUUUUUUGUGGCAGGACAAGAAACAACAGCUUGUUUAUUGAGUUUUACCAUGAUCUGUUUAUGGCAGAAUAAAGAUGUACUUAAAAGGCUACGCACAGAGGUAUAUGAUGCUGUUGGUAUGAAAGCUUAUCUCAGCAUUGAAGAUGUGAAUAAAAUGAAAUACUUGGACAUGGUAAUAAAGGAGAGUCUGCGGCUUUAUCCUCCCGGACCAAAUACAUUCAGAGAGCCAAAAAAUGACAUAGAAAUCCUUGGAUACAAGAUUCCUGCUGGAACACCAAUAGCUAUGAGUACUUAUGUAAGUUCAAGGCUGGAAGAAUACUUCCCUGAUCCAUUGAAGUUUUUCCCUGAAAGAUUCAGUCCAGAUGCUGAAAACAAAAUUACAUCGUACACCUACUAUCCAUUUACACUAGGCCCAAGAACUUGUAUUGGAAAAUCAUUUGCUGAAAUUGAGGCAAAAAUUAUACUUGCUAAAAUAAUACAGAAAUUUAACUUUGAGAUGGACCCAGACCAGUCAUUUGACAUAGAAGAGAGUACAACAUUAAAACCCAAAGGUGGAGCUGUUUGUACAUUGACUUUAUGUGACAGUUUUGAAGGCUAAUUACUCCUGUCAAUGCUGGUAACAGUACAUAGUGACUGUUGAACAAUUCAUGUGUUUAUCCUGAGAUUACUAUAACAAUCUCAGCUUUAUCCCUGUGAAAUCAAGUUUGAACAAAACCCUUAAUUAAGUUGACUUUAUUAGGUUACCUCUGAAGGGCAAUUAUAAUUCUGGAGUAUCCUUGGUUUCAACAUGUAUUUCUAGGAAGAUUUGUUCUUUCAUUCAAAUAACUCGCUGAGAUAUAGCCUUUUUGUGCUUAUGCAGCGUAAAGCAUCCAACAAUCAAUCAAUCAUUCAAAUAACAAACACAAAAAAAUCAUGAUAAAGACAUUAUAAUAAACAACAAAUUAUAUAAA
This is a messenger RNA of Mytilus trossulus (common blue mussel), 1983 nucleotides long. Its product is annotated as cholesterol 24-hydroxylase-like. The transcript is spliced from 15 exons. Gene Ontology annotation, molecular function: iron ion binding; heme binding; cholesterol 24-hydroxylase activity. The coding region runs from base 123 to 1631 and encodes 502 amino acids. Lineage: Eukaryota; Metazoa; Mollusca; Bivalvia; Mytilida; Mytilidae. The record is from RefSeq and is a predicted model, not a curated record. Gene Ontology annotation, biological process: cholesterol catabolic process.